GUUGCUACGUGUACGACCGCAAAGCGGUGAUCCACUCGAUUAAUUUUCAACUCUUUUUACAUAAAGACAAAAAAAGAAAGAAAAAUACUUUAAACUCUUAAGCGAUGGAAUUUUGGAGGAGGAGGAAGGAGAAGGGCAAGGCGAGGGAAUGCUUCCUCAAGACCGGAAGCAUGUUUCUUAAGAAACUCAUAGCUGACUGCAACGGCAUUUCAAACCCUAUCAGAAUGUUCUCUUUCGAUCAAAUCUCCAAGGCUACAGAUGAUCCCAGGUGUUCUAUCCUUGAUGGUUCAUCAGACUUCACCUGGUACAAGGGCGUCAUCGAAGGCAAACCUUACUCGAUCAAGAUAUAUAGAAUGGAAGAGAUGGCUUACAACGAUGUUGUCUUGUCAGCUCGGGUAAGUAAUCACAGUGGUUUCCCCAAACUCAUAGGUUGUUGUCUCGAAUAUCCUCUUCCGGUGUUGGUGUUUGAAGAUCUAGACGACUAUAAAAUUUUGAACGAGAGAGGAAGUGUUGGCUGCGAGGACGCGCCUUUGUUGCCGUGGAAUGUUCGUCUAAAGAUUGCGAAAGAGGUUGCGAUUGCUAUAACGUAUCUUCACACAGCUUUCCCUAGAAUCAUUAUACACAGAAACAUAAAAGCAGAGAAUGUUUUCUUGGAUAAGAAUGGGAAGGCUAAGCUCACUGAUUUCUCGCUUGCCGUAACACUCCCCGAGGGUAAAUCGUGGAUAGAAACUAAAUGGAGUGGAACUUGCGGAUACAUAGAUUCUGGUUAUGUCUUGACGGUCUUGGUGUCAGAGUAUACAGAUGUGUUCAGUUUUGGAAUCCUUAUGCUGGUUCUUCUGAUUGGAAGACCAGGAGGUUUGCUAAUAUCAGAUGGCCGGUGGAAUAUUCCUUCUAAUAUUUCUGAAUGUGUGAAGGAUCUGCAGGAGAGAGGAGAACCUGUUGAACCUGUUCAGAUGAAGUUGUUUCUCGAUCUGGCAUUGAGAUGUUGCGACCGGAGCAGUGGAUACCAGCCAAAGAUGAUCGUGGUGGCAAAAGAGAUUAUGCUCAUAGAAAAAGUACCACUCGAUUCUCAGAUGCUGGAAAAUGUGUCUGAAGAUGGUCAGAUUACACAUUGAGAUUAUGCUCCUCAUACUAGCGGUUGUGUAAUAUAUAUUGUAUAAUGUAGCUGGCUUGCUUAUCUUUUCUUGUAUUUAUGUUUCGGUUGUGUAAGAUGGUCAGAAAGUUUGAUACUCUUUUGUAUUAUGUAUGAACUUCUCAUGACGUUUCUUUAAUGCAUCUCAUACCAUUUCUGCA
Brassica napus (rape) is the source of this 1293-nucleotide messenger RNA. Its product is annotated as serine/threonine-protein kinase ZRK1-like. The record is from RefSeq and is a predicted model, not a curated record. The transcript has a single exon. The coding region runs from base 105 to 1115 and encodes 336 amino acids. NCBI's taxonomy places the organism in Eukaryota, Viridiplantae, Streptophyta, Magnoliopsida, Brassicales, Brassicaceae. Gene Ontology annotation, cellular component: plasma membrane. Gene Ontology annotation, molecular function: ATP binding; protein serine/threonine kinase activity. Gene Ontology annotation, biological process: protein phosphorylation; cell surface receptor signaling pathway.